Molecule: messenger RNA, 985 nt
Organism: Colias croceus (clouded yellow)
Lineage: Eukaryota; Metazoa; Arthropoda; Insecta; Lepidoptera; Pieridae
Exons: 5
Coding region: 164-985 (273 amino acids)
Cellular component (GO): nucleus
Source: RefSeq, a predicted model, not a curated record
AAUAAUUUAACUGAGUACUAAAACAUUGUUUGAUUUGACUGUAUUCCUAAACGAACGACGGACGCUCAAAGCUCAUUCAAGGCCAACUUUGUUUUGAAGUGAACUUGUGUCUUGUGUUGUGAUUUAAAUUGUUAAAAGUUUGGAACUAUUUUAUUGUUCUACAAUGAGAACCAGCCACCCGCAGUACACCAUUAUGGUAGAAUUUAUGGAAAAGCAUGGAGACUUAUCCAAACCCAGUGGGGGUCCUCGUGGUAGACAUUAUGUGCAGCAAAAAUGGAAGGAGUUAAUUGAUAUGCUCAAUAGUGAUGGCACUGGGGAUUCUCGAACAGAGGAAAAGUGGCGGAAGGUUUGGAGUGACUUUAAAAACAAUGUAAAAAAAAAGUGGGCGAAAAUAAAUAGGUCUGCUCAGGGUACAGGUGGUGGGCCAGCGAUUCAGCUGACAUUAACAGACCUUGAAAACAGAGUUUUAAAUUUAAUUGGAGUGCAGGCUGCUACUGGGAUGCCUAUACAAGAAGCUGGAUUUGUACAGGUUGUUGGUGGAGAGGAUGUUAGCUUGUCAGGUGUACAAGUACCUGCUACAGAAACUGUAGAUGAAUUGACUGUGGAUGAUGCUGCUUAUGAAUAUACACCAAUUCCUGAAGAUGAAUGGAAUACUGCAGGAACAAGCAGUCAACCCACAGUCGCUCCACCUCUUCGUCCUCCUACUCCGCCAACAGCACUUACACCACCACCAGGUCCAGUGCAAACCCAGUGGCAACCGCCGAAAAAAAAGAAGAAGCCUGAAGAUUUAGUUAUAAAAGUAUUUAAGGAGUGUGAGAGGAAUGCUAGGGAGUAUGAAAAGGAGCGUGACCGAAUUGCACAAGAAUUAGAACGAGAGAGGAUUCGUCAGCGUGAUGUAGAGCUUCAGUUGCAAGCUCAGUGGUUAGAUUUUAUGAGAGAGGCGUUAAAGGUUGUAAAUAAAUAUUUAGAGAAAAGAAGUGAAUAG